GACGGGCCGCGAGUUGGGCUCCUUGAGGGUGCCUGCAAAAUAGAGGCCCAAAACAAACCCUCAGAUCGGGAAAGGGCGAGGCCUGAAGCCUGGAAGCACAACGCCGGUGAGGUAGAGGAGACCGGAGAGGGAGGGGAGGCGGCGAUGGCGGGCGGCGACCGGGAGAGGGACGUCGAGGAGGAGACGAGGAACAAGAUGAUGCAGAACCUCUUCGGCGACCAGUCAGAGGACGAGGACGACGACGACGUCGUCGAGGUCGUCGACGAGGACGACCACCAGCAGCCGCAGCGCCACCAGGAGGUAGAAGACGAGGAGGAUGACGCCCGCAGCCACGCCCACGGCCGCAGCUCCGGUUACCACUCCGAAGAAGUGGAAGGUGAGGCAGAACAUGGACAGGAAGGUGAGGGUGAAGGGGAAGGUGAAAGCGAGGGGCAAGUUGGAAUGGAAGAGGAAAGCGAAGGUGAAGCUCAUCCGGUUGAUCUGGAUCAAGGAGAAAGUGAUGGGGACAAGGUUCAGAGCUCCCCAGAAAGAGAACUCGAUGACCAAAGGAUGCAAGCUGAUGCAAGAGGCAUGGACAGUGAAGAUGAAGGCUAUGAGCAGAGGACGGUAGCUAGCAGAAGAAGGGGUGUUGUUGCUUCCGAAUCUGAGGGGUCUGAAGAUAAUUACUAUGGUGAUCGAGUUCACGAUGAUGAGGAAGCUCCCGAAACAAGGAAACCAAGGUCACCAAUGGAGGUGGAAGGAGAUCAUGAAGUAGUCCGCGAUGUGUUUGGUGAUAGUGAUGAAGAUGAACCUGCUCCAUAUCGUCCCCACCAUGAACUUGAUGAAGAUUCCCAUAGAUCGCCUAUGGGGUAUGAAGGGUACUAUGACAAGGACAUGCAACCGGAGGAUGUAGUAGCAGAUGAAGAUAUGCGAUAUGAAUCUGAUGAAAAUCGUGAACUGAAACCGAAAGAGAAACCAGUUGGUCCACCGCUGGACUUGGUGGUUCCACUAAAGCAGCCACCAGCUCGACCUGACAGGAUGAAUGUGAUCAAGGUAUCAAACAUUAUGGGGAUUGACCCUAAACCCUUUGAUCCAAAAACAUAUGUGGAAGAAGAUGUUUUCGUUACAGAUGAAUCUGGGACUAAGAAGAGGAUACGGCUGGAGGACAAUAUUGUGCGGUGGAGAACUGUUAAGAAUGCUGAUGGCACUACAUCUUGUGAAAGCAAUGCACGUUUUGUAAAAUGGAAAGAUGGAACUAUGCAGCUGCUGAUUGGCAAUGAAGUUCUUGAUAUAUCUGUACAUGAUGCACAUCAUGACCAGUCCCAUCUGUUUCUGAGGAAUGGGAAGGGAAUUCUACAGUCACAAGGAAGGCUUUUGCAGAAGAUGAGAUUUAUGCCAUCUUCCUUGUCUUCAAAGUCGCAUCGCUUAUUAACUGCUCUUGUUGAUUCUCAGAAUAAGAAAACAGUUAAGAUGCAAAAAUGGUUUGAGUCUAAGGAUCCUGAGAGAGCGAAGCAGGAAAAAGAAAGGGCUGAGGGCCAAAAUAUUCGAGCCCAUUCAAUUCUUCAACGCAAAAGAGAAAAGGUGAGCCGCAAGUACACACAACCUGCUCGGCCAAGGCGACAGCUUUCCCCAGGGUUUUUGGAAGAUGCAUUAGAUGAGGAUGAGGAGCCUGAUAAUCACUAUAGUUCUUGGCGAAUGCCACCUCGUAGACGUUUUGAGGACGAGUUGGAGGCUGAAGCACGAGCUGAGAGGCGUAUCAUUAAUGCAAAGUCAAAUAUGAGCAGAAGUGUUCCCCGCAAACCAUCCUUUCCUCCUGCUCGUCCACCAAGACGUCAAGCUGAUGAAUACUCGGAGAGUGAAAGGGAGGAGUCAGAAUAUGAAACUGAAGGCGAGGAUAUUGAGCACUCGCCAACUCGUGGAAGGGAAGAUGAACUGGAUGAGGAGGAUGAAUAUGAGGAAGAUGUUGAAGAAGCGCCUCUGUCAGAUGAAGAAAUAGAGGCACCCAAACGGAAGAGAGAAUCAGGGGGUGGUAGCCACAGGCGCGAGGAGCUGGACUCCGACUCCGACGACUCUCCACCAAGGAAGCAACAGGCUGUUCAGCAUCGCAGGAAGGCAGUCGUUUUUGACAGCGAUGACGAGUGAAACAGGGAGGGAAAAACAAGAAGUUGGUAUUUGCUAUUCGGCAUGCUGGUUUAUGAGAUGAAGGAAAAGGCUGGUCAAUAUGCGACCUAUGAUGUUACCCUAAGCUUGUGUGAAGUUUUUGUGCUGUAAACAUAGCCUGAAAAAAUAUGGUCGUUGUUGCCA
Molecule: messenger RNA, 2283 nt
Organism: Phragmites australis (common reed)
Lineage: Eukaryota; Viridiplantae; Streptophyta; Magnoliopsida; Poales; Poaceae
Product: protein LEO1 homolog
Exons: 11
Coding region: 145-2121 (658 amino acids)
Biological process (GO): positive regulation of transcription elongation by RNA polymerase II; transcription elongation by RNA polymerase II
Cellular component (GO): Cdc73/Paf1 complex; nucleus
Molecular function (GO): RNA polymerase II C-terminal domain phosphoserine binding
Source: RefSeq, a predicted model, not a curated record